Ruditapes philippinarum (Manila clam) is the source of this 3380-nucleotide messenger RNA. RefSeq names its product fibroblast growth factor receptor-like. Gene Ontology annotation, cellular component: signaling receptor complex. NCBI's taxonomy places the organism in Eukaryota, Metazoa, Mollusca, Bivalvia, Venerida, Veneridae. The record is from RefSeq and is a predicted model, not a curated record. Gene Ontology annotation, biological process: positive regulation of kinase activity; cell surface receptor protein tyrosine kinase signaling pathway; multicellular organism development. Gene Ontology annotation, molecular function: transmembrane receptor protein tyrosine kinase activity; ATP binding.
GUUUAUGUGGGAAUGAGGAUCUUAUUGUCACAGUUGAGAAUCGCGUCAAUCUCCUUGGAAACAAUGUCACCUUCCGAUGCCUCGUGCAGAGAAACAUGUCUGAUGGCUUGCGAAUGAUUGACGUUCCAGAAGAUAUUGAAUGGACGUUUCUGCGUGUAGCGUCAAGUGUUCCGGUAGUCAUUCUUAAUUCUUACGAGAAAAACCGAACUGAAGAUGGCGUCAGCGGUACAAGUUCGGACAGCAAAUCCGAUUUUAAAUACCACAAAGAGGUGUGGCCAGAUAUCACAAUACACGCAACAACGGAGGCAGACGCUGGUUCUUACACUUGUAAACUGGUGAAAACUGGACAAACGGCAACAGCUCAGUUAUAUAUUAUUGAUACCUUCCCAGUGUGUACUAAGAGUAAUGAUGGUCCUAUCUACUAUGAAAAUGACAUUGUGACCUUGACCUGUACAAUGGGUUUCCAUGGCAACCAGAAACCAAAAUUAGACUGGAAGCUCCCAGAAUACCAUGUGGAUUAUGAGCAUUUGAAGUUUAAAGAGGAAAAUUCUGUAAACUUGAUUUCAUCUAGUGUUACACUUAGUUUACAGCACAUGAUUGACGGGAAAACUUUUACCUGUUAUUCUUCUUUUGUAAACACUUCUUCUGAACCCUACAACUGUACGACAAUGUUUCAGCCAGAAAGUGUUCUUUAUCCUCCAUACAUUUCUCACAUGAGAACAUUCCCAUACACGAAGGAGCACAACCGUCAGGUAAAUGAAGGCUCAAACUUAACACUGGCUUGUGAAGCACAUGGUAAUCCUAAACCAACAUGGACCUGGAAAUUCUUUCCAAACAAGGUAAAUAAGUCUAGAUUGUUACCAUGUAAGUUAGUGACAUGUCCACUGAAGCACUUGACAGGGAUAGACACAGGCUCUUAUCAGUGUACAGUCACCAAUACAGUGAAAGGUGUAAACAGAACAGCUACACAAACACUUUACAUCAAAGUUAAUGGUAAAGGACCAUUUCCUACUGCAGCACCUGUUAAUGUUGAAUACAAGAAAGAGAAAGGAUUUUCACCAUAUGCUAUUGGAGCCAUUGUAUGUGCUAGUCUAGCUGUAAUACUUAUCAUUAUAUUUAUCUUACUGGCAUUGAAAAUGAGGAGAAGAGAGCAUUUGUUACAUGAGCGUAUGACUAGAAUGGGGGAUGAAAACUUUGAUGACCAGGAAGUUGAACUGCUCGAUGAGAAUAUACAACCAGAUAAUACAGAAUUGCCAGCUGAGUAUGGUAGAUUGAAGCAGCAAUGGGAGAUAGCCAGGAAAGAUAUACGACUUGUUGACCUGAUUGCGAAAGGAUCUUUUGUUGAAGUAUGGAGGGGAAGAAUGAGAAAAUAUCCAAGAAGAAAUGAAAUUAUGAAAGUUGCGAUCAAAAGAAUUGUUUCUGAGGCGACAGAGAAGGAGCGAAGAUUUUACCUCGCAGAACUUGAAGUUAUGAAAGCUAUACAGCCACACCCAAAUGUCUUGCCACUGAUAGGAUGUUAUACUGGUAGUGAUCCAUGGCUAAUAAUGGUAGAGUAUGCUGUAGAAGGAAGUCUUUAUCAAUAUUUACAGCACCGUCGACCCGGUGACCUUCGUGUAGAGAUCAGCACAGAUAACCAUGACAGCGUUAGCUUACGUAAUCAGAAUCUCACUGCCCAUAAAUUACUGUCACUCGCAGCUCAAGUUGUCAACGGUCUUAUACAUAUCAACAGGUUUAAGAUGAUAUUUUACCGUCUUCGAGCCUCAAGCGUGCUGGUAUGUAAAGGUGGAGUUUGUAAACUGUCGGGGUUUGGUUUUACACAGGACAUUACUGAGCGGAAUCUGUAUGAGGGCAAUUCUUCGCCAGUCCGCUGGAUGAGUCCUGAAAGCUUGUUUGAGAAUGUCUUCAAUAUUAAAACAGAUAUCUGGUCAUUUGGAAUACUUCUAUGGGAAAUUGUGCAUUUUGGACAUUUGCCAUAUCCUGACAUGGGCCCUCAUGAGGUGACAGAGAAAAUACAGACCGGAUAUAGAAUGUCACAACCUCCACAUUGUAGUAGUGACAUCUACAAUUUGAUGUUGAUGUGUUGGGCAGAAAAUCCAGAGAAUCGGCCAUGUUUUGGUGACAUCAUGCAGAACUUGCAUCAUUUGACCCAGCAAGCGGACACACAUAUUGUUAUAGACAAACUUCCCGAUGGUCUCCGGAGUGCCGACAUUAUUGAUAACACUGAAAGUAUAGCUUGAACCAGACUGACAACAAUAUUUCCCAAAGUUUUUGCCAUAUUUUAGUUUAAACAAUUUCUAAUAUUUUUAUCAUUUUUUAUUUUUUUUAACUUACCAAUACUGGUUUCAUUUGAGGAAAUAUGGUCGUGACCUCAGUAGGUCUCAAACCCCCACUUCCUGGAUGUUGUUUUAUAGAAUGUUAAUUAUCCAAAGCCAGUCUAAAUCUCUGGUAUUUCAUUGGUUAGAUUUGAAAUAUGAAAAUAGACCAAUAGCAAAACUGGAUUUGAAUACUGGUAGCAUUUUAUGUAAGAUUAAAAAUUUUGCAGCUAAUUCUUGUUUCAGAAGGUAAAUCUUCGAGUUAAGUUUAAUUAGAAAAUUAUAAUUAUAGUAAAAACAAUACAUAUAAAAGUUUAUCAAUAGAAAUCCAUUUUCAUUUUGACAUUGUAUGCAUGUUUUAUAAGAUUUGAAAUAUCUUACUUUAUGUUUGUUAUAGGUUUAAAAUACACAUGUUGUUCUAGUUACAAUGUAUAAAAGUUAGCUAACAAAGUACAUGUAGUAUGAAAUGUAAGAAAUUUCUAUUUUGGUAUAUCAGAAAUCCUUCAACCCUUGCAUAGUUACACCUUAACCAGUCAUAUUGUUUUUCAUUUAUGCCACAUUAUGUAUAUUUUUUGCUGUCAAGCUCAGUAGAAUUAGUAAUAUAUUUCAAAAGAUUGACUUUUUUAGUGGUAAUGGACCAAUAAUUGAUACCAAAAAAUGUUUAGGAUAAAAUAUAAAACUACACAUGUACCUUAAUUAUAAAAAAAUUGCUCCACUCAUUCUAGAAAUUGAAUGCUACUGAUACAUUUCAAAUGAUAUUUAUAGAAUUUUCCCUGAGUCAUUAUUAUUUUUACAUACCAAAUGUAGAAUUGAACACAAUUAUGGCAAAAUUUAAAGUUGCUUUUGAAUAUUACUCGUGCACUCACCAUUUACACUUGGAUGGGCAUAAUGUCAUUUUGAUGAAAUGUUUUUUUAGAAUGCUAAACUUGUGCAUAUAUUUGUGAUAGAAUCGAAUUAUUCAUAGACCCAUUUCUAUAAAGCUCACUUUUAAAGAUAUAUGUUCAUAUUGAAAUGCUCAGAUAUUUAUAUAAAAAAGUGUGUGUCCUUUACAAUUUGAUUAUCCCCUUU